Achroia grisella is the source of this 3030-nucleotide messenger RNA. RefSeq names its product phagocyte signaling-impaired protein (gene psidin). The transcript has 11 exons. NCBI's taxonomy places the organism in Eukaryota, Metazoa, Arthropoda, Insecta, Lepidoptera, Pyralidae. Gene Ontology annotation, molecular function: protein-N-terminal amino-acid acetyltransferase activity; protein binding. Bases 83 to 2842 code for a protein of 919 amino acids. Gene Ontology annotation, biological process: N-terminal peptidyl-methionine acetylation. The record is from RefSeq and is a predicted model, not a curated record. Gene Ontology annotation, cellular component: cytoplasm; NatB complex.
CAAACAAACGUGCUGUGAAAAAGCGUAAAAAGAACUAAAAACGCGUAUUAUUUAAAGGAAAAUAUCAUUUUAUAAAUGAAAAAUGCCGGUGCGGCCACAGCACAUGCAUGACGGAGGUAUUGUGGAGCGUCGGCUACGUCCCAUUUACGACUGGUUGGACAAUGGAAACAAUAAAAAAGCACUUCAGGAAGCAGAGAAAGUGCUCAAAAAGAGCCCAUCCUUGCAGGCGGCUCGGGCUUUGAAAGCGCUAGCUCUUUUUAGGUUAGGUAAGGGGCCGGAGGCGCAUGCCGUGUUAGAUGCACUGGCUGAAGAGAAACCGAGCGAUGACACAACUCUACAGGCGAUGACGAUAUCGUAUAGGGAGUCCCAACAAUUGCAAAAAGUGUGUGCGCUGUAUGAGGCAGCAGUGAAAGUGGAACCAACGAGUGAGGAGUUACAUUCUCACCUGUUCAUGUCGUAUGUUCGCGUCGGUGACCAUCGUUCACAGCAGCGAGCGGCCAUGGUGCUGUACAAGUUUGCACCAAAGAAUCCAUACUACUUCUGGGCUGUUAUGAGUAUUAUACUGCAGGCUAAAACAAGUGAUGAUAUCCCAAAGAGAAACAUACUUCUCUCCCUGGCUCAACGAAUGGUAGACAAUUUUAUAACUGACAAAAAAAUGGAGGCUGAACAAGAAGCUCGACUAUAUAUCAUGAUUUUGGAGCUUCAAGAGAAAUGGGAAGACAUCCUGAAAUUUAUCCAAAGUCCAUUGUAUGGACAAUUAGUGCCAGGAUCAACGGCUCAAGCUUGUAUACCAUAUUUAACGAAGUUAGGACACUGGCGGAAACUUAAUUUACUCUGCAAGGAGUUGUUAUGGGAUAAUCAAGAUCGUUGGGAUUAUUACUUGCCAUACUUCGAUUCGGUUUUCCAUCUGAUGAAGGAGCCUGUCUCGGAGACUGAAAGUACAGCUGAUGAUACAGCAGAGAAGUGCCAUGAGUUCAUAUGCCAGCUGGUGGAAAGUAUAUCGUCAGGACGGAGAUUACGAGGCCCUUAUCUUGCUAGAUUAGAGCUAUGGAAACGGUUGUCAGUUGAUGGAGACCCUACAGCGUUACUUGGCAGUGGAAUGGCAUUGUGUGUACAGUAUUUGAGGGUGUUUGCAAAUAAACCAUGUGCCGUGCCAGAUUUGAGACCGUAUUUGGCGAUGAUACCACAGCAGGAGAGGGAGGAACACAGCAGAGACUUCCUAACUUGUUUAGGAUUUGACGAAAAUAGUGAACCAACAACGACUGAAGAUAUCCAACGGCACGUGUCGUGCAUCGGCGCGUGGCGUCUGUCGGCGGCGCGGCUGGACGCGUCGCAGUGCGUGCAGCUGGCGGACACACUGCGCCGCCACUACCUCCGCUCCGUAGAGCGGGGACUGCUCACGGCCACCUCCACGGAGCUCUGCGCCACAGAUCUCUAUGGAAUACUCGCCGCGCACCACUACUUCUAUGCCGCGAUGCAGCAACAGAGUUCGUCACCAGUGAUGGAAGCAAUAUGCCUCCUAGAGUUAGUGCUUCACAAUUCACCCGCCAACUUUCAUGCCAAGCUGUUGCUGAUCAAACUUUACCAUUUUCUAGGAAACGCGUGGUGCGCGGACCGCGUGUACGCGCGGCUGGAGGCGAAGCACGUGCAGCUGGUGUCGCUGGGCUGGCUGCACGCCGCGCGCCUGCCCGCCGCCGCCGCCGCCGCGCGCGCGCUGCAGCUGCUCGCCGACACCGCCGCCUUCCACGCGCACCACGCCAAGGACAGCGUGGAACACCUGACGUAUGCGUACAAGUAUGGUACGUUCGAGAAGUUGGUGGAGUUGCGCGCAUGGAGCGAUCGGCUGGAACGCUGUGCGUGGUGUGCGUUCGUGGCCCGGGAGAGGGCGCUGCUGUCGCUGCUGGCCGGGCCCCCCGCGCCUCUGCACGCCCCCUCGCGACUGCCCGCUGCCCCCACUGACAACCGCGAUUUAAACGUCAUUCUUAGCUGGGAGCCACCCCAAUGUCAGGACGAAGAGUUAAAGUCUCGAACAUUCGAACAAGAGAUGGACUAUUUGCGACUAAAAGACGCGUUAGUGUCGGCAAUAGCGUUGUGUAUCGAGUCGGCCGACAGUCGACCGACGAAGGACAAGCGGCCGCAGUACGAGGAACUCGACACGUGUAUAGAGGCCUUUAGUACUGCAAUAGAAAAGUGUAAAGAAAAGUACAGUGCGCCGGAGAAAAUUAGUAUAUCGGGUCCUUUUCCUUCUAGAAUUAUAGCGUUCGUGAAUUCGGAAGUGCCAUACCGGGAGCUGUACGCGUGGACGCUGCGGAUGACGCGCGCCCUGGCGGCGGCCGACACGGCGGCCGCGCACCACGCCGCCGACCGCGCCGCCGCCCUGCUGCGGGCCGCCCCCGCCGCGCUGCGGGCCGCCGGCCCCGCGGGGGGCGGGGGGGACCACGCCGCGCGGGCCCGCGACCGCCUCGAGCACCUCUCCAACUACCUAGAGUUCAUAGGAAUCAUCACGUUCUUAUUAGGCGUGUGCAACGAAUUGACGACACCGUUGAACACUAAAAAGUCUAAAAAGAAAACUAACCAAUCCCCUGACGAGGUGAAAACGACCCAACUCCUCAACGCACUGAACGAGACUGUCCAAGACAGCAUCACAAUUCUAGAAGAUAUAUUCGAGAACUGGCCUCAAUAUGAGUUCCAAACGACUCUACAAGAAGAAUUCUCAAUCGUAAAUUUAGAAAAAUACCAAAGCCCAAUCGAGAAGUUAAAGCAAGGAAGGCUAGACAUAAUAGCGGACGUUAUGAAUAUAUUAAGCAAGAAAACAAAGUAUUUGAAGAGUCUUAUACAGUGAAGUGGCCUUGUCAUUUAGGUGCAUAAUGUCUAAAUUAUAUCGUGGUUGCACUGCCCAAGCGAUGCGACAUUUUGCUUUUGAAGCGAAAUGUAAGAAUGGCUUUAGGCAAUAUCCAAUCCAAUCCAUUAUAUUGUAGUAAUAAAAAAUUCACCCUAAUAGAACAGAUUAAUCAUUGAACCUUUUAUAAU